This is a messenger RNA of Macrobrachium nipponense, 3932 nucleotides long. RefSeq lists its product as uncharacterized. Gene Ontology annotation, cellular component: nucleus. Gene Ontology annotation, molecular function: RNA polymerase II cis-regulatory region sequence-specific DNA binding; DNA-binding transcription factor activity, RNA polymerase II-specific. The record is from RefSeq and is a predicted model, not a curated record. Gene Ontology annotation, biological process: regulation of transcription by RNA polymerase II. Bases 714 to 2888 code for a protein of 724 amino acids. NCBI's taxonomy places the organism in Eukaryota, Metazoa, Arthropoda, Malacostraca, Decapoda, Palaemonidae. The transcript has 8 exons.
CGUGUAGCUUGUCGGACGGACCCGUGCACGUACUCCCGAGAGCCGGCGAAACUCGCGUUUGAGUCUUUCAUAGCGUUACUCCAUCUGAUAAGAAAUGGUUUUAUUCCGGUGCUCAUGAGUGAUUUGCUGAUCAGUUCCAAUUGUGGACCGACGAAAAAAAAAGUUAAUUCGUAGUCGAAAAAAAUACUAGAAACUACUUGUUCGCUCUUGAAGGAGGAGGUUUAAGAGGUUUUGUUGACCACUGAUUAGACCAAGUUGGAACUCUGGUAGGACUUUGCUCUCUGGACUCCUUUGGCCGCAUUGUGAUAACAGUCGAUGAAAGUAAGAGUGCCAGUAUAUGGUCUGUGUUUAUUGUGCAAAAGUGUUCCGAAUUAAAUGUAACUUUUUAAUAAACACCCUUACUUUGGUGAUUUGUGCGGUGGCCAAACGACUGUUGACGUCAGUGCAGUAACUGAAAUACCAGAAUUGGUUCUCGAUUAAAUAUAAAUUUGCCUUGGAAAAGCAAGUGCAACUGGGAAAUCACGAACUAAAUUUAAUCUCUCACGAAGUAAAAAUUUCGAGACAUCAUUUGCUCGAUCAGUCUGAAAAAAAAAAACCUGUUCUAUAAUUUCUUCCUCGAGAGAGGUAGGAAGAUUUUCCCGAGUCACGAUUUAAAUUUCUCCGAUCUGCGGAAAAAAAAAAUAAGUGGCGAGAAAGUUUAUACAGUAUUAGCGAUGAACGCUCAAGACUUUUGUGAAUUACUUAUGGAAAAUGACUGGGACGCCGACGAACUGCUGCGGUCAGUCCUGAACGGCAGCGACGUCGUCAGCGCCCCUCUGCCCCUGAAUAUCCACGGGCCCACCCUGGCCUCGUCCCCGGCCCCGCUAGGAUCGUCAGCGCCCAUGUCCGUUCCUUCCCUGGGAGGAACGUCCCCGCUGAGCACCCCGACGCUCAAGAAUGAUGACGACAUAGACGACUUGAAGGACCUCGUCGGGUUGCCCUUCGACGUCGUCCUGGACUCUGGUGCUUCGGAUUCGGGGAUGUCGAGCGAUUCGAACUUCGACCAACAGAUGUCGCCACUGUCGGGAUGUUCGGUGGCGUCGCCUGGCUCCUUCGUGGACAUGGGGCUCGGAAUCGGAGGGUUCUCCUCUUCGGAGUCUGGGGCCGAUACCGUUUCGGAGGUGUCGUCCGUCAGCGACCUGGGCUCCAGCUCUCCGCACAGUGCUUCGACCCUCCUGGCUCCUGGAAGUCCCGAGAUGCUCCUAGGAGCCGACGACUUCAUCACCCAAACGGAUUCUGGUUUUUCUUCCCCAGCCCCUCAGAUCGUCCCUGAACUCUUCACUACCAAUGUGACGAGCUGCCCUGUCUCCACCUACAACACGACCGUGGGCAGCCGCACGCCCACCCGUGUCAGUAACAGACCACCCAACUCCAAAGUCAGUCCUGUGGUUUCUACCGUCAGCAACAUCGUCGGGAGCUCCUCUCCAAUCCUGAAGACGGUCUCAGUCGCGGCUCCAAGCAGCGGUACCACCAGCAGCGUGAGCACGCUGGGAGGUCAGACCAUCGUCGUCACCCAGGCGAGCAAAGGAGGACCUACGGGACAGUUGGUUAAGGGAGGGACGUUGCUCAAGUCCAAUCCGACUUCCAGGUCGAUCCUCCUGCCCGUCACCGUCAAAGAUUUCAACCAGGUGCGAACCAUAAAGAUCAUCAGCACGGGCGGCAGCAGUAACGUGGGCGUGAAUGGCCGGGGCGUGCGGACGGUCGUGUCCACAGUCCGUCAGCCCAACGCGUCGGCUGCAACGGUCACCACCAGCCUCAGCAACCCAGCAGCCAUCCGCACCGCCCUCCUCACAACCGUUCGGGGCCAGGACUCGAAGUCCCUCCUGAAGGGCGGCGCCGCCACUACCGUGGUGACCAGUGCCAGGCCCUCCGGUGCCUCCAAGGUCUGCGCCACCCUCGCAUCCCCGACGAGCACCAAGACAGAUUUUGAUGACGACGACGAGGAUGACGACGAGUCCAGGACCUCCUUCCAGCAGUUGACUCUCUCCGAUGAGGAGAAGAGACUUCUGAAGAAAGAGGGAAUCACACUGCCCACUCACUACCCACUCACCAAGCACGAGGAGAGGGAACUGAAGCGCAUCCGGCGUAAGAUCCGCAACAAGAUCUCGGCACAAGAUUCCCGCAAACGCAAGAAAGAAUACAUCGAUGGACUGGAAGACAGAGUGAAAGCCUGCACAGAAGAAAACCAACAGCUACAGAAGCGUAUCCGUAGUUUAGAGGCACAGAAUGAGUCACUGCUAGUGCAAAUGAGAAAAUUCCAGAAUGCUGUCAUAGGCGGCAGUAAUAAUGGACGUUCCCAAGUGCAUGCCUCCACAGCGCUUAUGAUGUUAAUACUUUCAACAGCCCUCUUUGUAGUCCCAUCUCUUAGACAGGAUACCAAAGUUUCAGAUAAUGAAUUAUCUUUGCCUUCAACUAAAAUAUCAAAUCCAGGUCAUCGUACUUUGUUGGAAGCUGGCAGUGGUGCUAUAGUCCCCAGUACUCUCGAGGCUUUAGAGACUCUUGAUGAUGAAAUUGCUUCUGAUUUAGACAGCCCAUUGGUUCAAGCCCUCACUGACCACGACUACACUCCAGCUACAAAGCGCCAACGUACACUCUCCAAGAACAAUGGAUACUACGUCCCACCACUCGAUGACUUUCCACCACAGCUAACCAAGACCGAUUCUGGCGGAGGCUUUCCACCAGACCAUGGUUCUGGCAGUAAGAUAGCAGCCAGAAUAAUGGAUGCAGUUGUGGAUCAUUCUGUUAAUAAUUUUUCAGACCCGGGAGGAAAGCAUGCCAACCCGCACACUGUUGUGGUCAACCUUGGGAAAGCUCAAAAGAGACUGAGAGAUGAUUUGGAAUUGGAGUGAUGAUUUACUAAGCAUAAGGUGCAAUAUAAUUUAAUCUAGGUGUUCAUCACCAGAGAUGGGUGUAUUCAGUUAGGGUCAUUUAUGUACCCAGUGAAGAUUACCCUGUGUGCUGGGUGGGGGGAACCUGUCACAGCCACAGUCGCUGCCACUACCCUAAAACCUAUCCAGAACGUUGGACUGGUCUAAGCCAUCUUCAGUUUCUCAAUUGGAGUCGUUCUGUGUCACCAGGGCAGUAUGUAUUUUACUAAACUUUUGCAAGUUAGAUGUUUCAAAAGGCUAAGGGGAGAUGGCUGGCUUCUGCAGACUCGUGGUAUAUUGUUUAAGCUGCACUGUGUGUGGGUGGUUAUUCAAUCCCUGUAGUAUAGUCAGGUGAAGGCUGAGAACUGGAUGAAACUGGGCCUCGAGUUGAUGCCCAUCCAAGGUCAAUGGGAAGUCUUGGAGUAGAUUGUUAAUGCCGUCAUGGGUUUUUUGCUUUGCUCUUAAGUUAUUAAGUACACUUAAAUUUUUUGUAUAAUGGAAAUCUUUUUAUUUUCAAGGAGUAUUGGGUGCUGCUUUUGAAGAGUAUGGCAUGCUGUAGCAUUUAUUUUUUUAAAUUUGUUAAAGAUUACAAAAAGACUUUAUGAUUCAGGUGUUGAAGAAUUUUUAUCAUUGAAAAAGAUUUUUAUUAGAGUAGUAGUUUAUUUGAUUUGAUCAGAGUAUCUGUUGCUGAAGAAAGGAGUUAUUUGAUAAGGAGAGUAUUUUAUCACUACCAGUAUAUUGAAUUGUCCCAGGUUACUAGAUUUCAAAGGUACAUGGUAUUAUAGUUACAUUUUUCACUUGUUUUUCCUGUAUAGACAUUUCAUUUUUGUACUUGGUGGUAUGCAGAACUUUUUUUUUCUUGCUACUCCCUACUAUUGUAGGACCAAUGCCAUGGUAUAUCAUAUUCAUGUUAUCAUUUCAUUGUUUGUUAAAUUAAAUGACAUUUCACCAUCAUGUGCUAAGGAAUCAUAUUUUGUAGAUAAAAUUGUAAAAGGAAAUAAAAUAUAUUUUAAGCCAAGAUAGAAA